GGGGGCGCCAAAAGGGUUUGACUUGUUCCUGCUGCUAAUCAUAACAUGUGAGACGUGUAGAGUAUGUGUGUGUGGGUGUGUGUGUCUCAUUGUUGUUCUUGUGCUCCCUCCUCAUCUCUCUUCUGGCUUGUGCGUUCUUGGCAGACAGCUCGUAGUUUUCUCAGAGAGGGCAGGGACUAUCCGAUGUCAGACCUUCACACAUGGAAAGUCCACUUCCUACUCGCUGUAAAGCAAAUAACUGUUACAAUCAGCCUGAAGAAACACUACAAAACACAGACAUUGCGGCAUUUUUCUGCUUCCACUUGUGAAGGAGGAUGAAGUAAGAGGUGGGUCUCUGUUUACUGGGAGAAAACUGCUGCACAGAGCCACACUCUGCACCUGGAAAAAUGAUUCACCUCAUACCCAGACUCUGAGCUGCUCCUCUUACCUGUAGCGAAAGGACCAAAAGAAGACUUCAGAGGGAGAAUGUGAGUUCAGCUUCAGGCUUGUCUACAUUUUCUCAUACAACCUGUUCCAGUUCUGUGGACACUCAUGGAUACUGGCUAAUACCAUAGCCAGGUUCCUCACAUUUGGUCGAGAUGCUUUAGCAGACACUUUCUACUCCAUCGGCUUUGUGAUGAGCCUCUGCCAGCUGCUCUCCAUCCUCGAGCUUUUCCACAUCGCAGAUGGGAUUGAGAAAGCAAGACUCCUCCCUCGCUUCAUCCAAGUAACGGAGAAAAACCUGGUCAUGAUCAUGGUCAUCAUGCUGGAGGAGAUCCAGAGUAAACCAGUCGUGUGUGUGCAGUUCUUCUUGUGGAACAUUUUGGACCUGUUACGGUACCCACAUGAGCUGCUGCGUGCGAUGGAUAAACCCUCCAUCACCAUGCUGUGGACUCGCUACACCCUCUGGAUCCCCUUAUACAUCCUGUCUGUCGCCACUGAAGCUGUGACUGUAUACCAGGCUCUGCCAUACAUAGAGGCACUGAAUGCAACACACAUUCACCUCCCCUUCAUCCUGCUGGGCUACCUUUCUGUCCUCGCUCUUGGAGCCUCUGUGACAGUCUGGCAGCUGCUGAAGGAGAGACAACACCACCUGGAGAAAUGGAACAAGAAGAAAAGGAAAUGAUGCACUGAGUCAAAGAACUGAAUGGUUGGACCAUUUCAGUCCUCCAGAACCUUCAUCUGAUAAUAAGAUAAUGAGGACAGUCUGUUACUUUCUUUGUUUUUUCUAUAUAAGAACACCACACAACCUAAGUAACCAUACCAUUAAAAACUUCUCUAACACUUUUAAUGGAGAUAUAGUUUGACACAGCACAUUCCCCUCAGUGGCAUCCUCAUGUGUACUGAAGAGCGACAGUGGCAGUGCAGUUUCUAUCUCAGCUCAUAAAUGCUAAAGUCUGUGGUGCAGCAGUCAAAGCUGUCUCUGUGUCCAUGUCUAACUCAGGCAGCGAAGAUGAAGCUUGUGUGUUAGAGCUGCAGCACUGUUUUUGUGAAGACCCUCUGCGUAUGCGUUGCCAUGGUUACAGUAUGUUGUGGCUCCUCUGGGCUACCAGCCAUAAGCUCUGGUCCACACAGCUUUCUUCUUGAACUCAGUGGAGGACUUCAGGGCCAGCAGAGCAGCUGAAACAACAACACAGGACGAUCAGAUAAACCACUCUUAUAAUCAAACGAUGACUUUUCAUUAAGGCCAACAAUGUGUUUCUUGCUCUUGUGAAUGUAUGAAGUAAUUGUAUGAAGAAGGAAAGUAUGUGCGUUUCAGGUUGUCCUGGACUGGAUUUUUGCAAGCCAGUCGCAUUACUGAUGUUUUUGGAUAUCUUAUUAUGUUUACGCCAUAACAAUCGCAAUGUCUGUGUUUCCUCCCCUGCUGAGUUUUCUGUUCUGUUUAUGUUCAGUUUCUCACCAAACUCUGCUGUGUGUAUCCUGAAGACCUAACAAACAUGCUGGCUACAUCUCGCUCCACAUGAAAUAUUUGCAAAGAUGUUUUUACUAAUAUCAUUUGAUCCUUGUUAAAUUCAGUCAACAUUAACCACAGACAUCUUUUCAUCAUCAGUUAAAUCUUAGAUUUUCUCCAUGAAUUUGAAUUCUUUAUGUUCAGAGCUUUCUGAGGACACAGCCAUUAUUUUGAGGUGGUGGAAAAUACUACAUGUGAGAUUUCUGUAUUAAAGGACAACUCUGGUAUUGCCAUGAUUUUGAGAGUGAAUGAUUGAUUGGAUCAAAAAUCUGCAAUCGGUGCAGCACUGAGCAAGAACAGCUUACCCAGCCACCACUAACACUAACUGCUGCAAUGUAAUCAAAUGAGCAACUGUUCACAUCAAAGUACGUCCACUAAAGUGCUUGUUAUUAUUAGUGUCUGACAACAUUCUGGAUAGGUUUCCUAUGAGAUAGAGCUUUUUAUUAAAGAGUUAGAUCCUUUUUGUUUGACCAGAAACAUCACUGUUUAUCUGUACCAGACUCCAUUGACAAAAACACUAAUUUUACCAUGGACUUCCUGGAAUACCACUGCCUUGAUCAGUUACUUUGCUUGUGUUAUUUUUCUAACUUAUGUAAAGGAUCUGAAUAGUUCUUCCGACAACUGAAAGUCACACAAUAACACAAACAACCCUGUCAGUCGUUUACACCCCAUAACAUGGCAAAAUAAUGAGCAAGUUCAAAGAUACCAGAGUUAUCCCUUAAAACAGGAAUUAGUUCAUUCACACAUUUUUCACAUUAUCAUUUAAUUAGUGUUUGUUUUCAGAUGUCAGUAUAGUGUUUCUGUUAAAUAAAGCUUGUUAAUGAAAUGAAUAAUGAAUAUAA
Molecule: messenger RNA, 2772 nt
Organism: Lates calcarifer (barramundi perch)
Lineage: Eukaryota; Metazoa; Chordata; Actinopteri; Centropomidae
Gene: hacd4
Product: 3-hydroxyacyl-CoA dehydratase 4
Exons: 7
Coding region: 617-1105 (162 amino acids)
Biological process (GO): sphingolipid biosynthetic process; fatty acid elongation; very long-chain fatty acid biosynthetic process
Cellular component (GO): endoplasmic reticulum membrane
Molecular function (GO): 3-hydroxyacyl-CoA dehydratase activity
Source: RefSeq, a predicted model, not a curated record